Messenger RNA from Diorhabda carinulata, 1710 nucleotides. Its product is annotated as potassium/sodium hyperpolarization-activated cyclic nucleotide-gated channel 2-like. NCBI's taxonomy places the organism in Eukaryota, Metazoa, Arthropoda, Insecta, Coleoptera, Chrysomelidae. Bases 1 to 1635 code for a protein of 544 amino acids. The record is from RefSeq and is a predicted model, not a curated record. The transcript has a single exon.
AUGCCUCAUUCUUGUAAUUUAAUAUCGAGUGAUGAAGUUACAGAGAAGAUAGAAGAUGUUAAAAAGAAAUCCAAAUUGGCGAAAUGGUGGUUGGAAUAUAUAUUGAUAUCGGAGGACCAUCCUCGCAUCAAUUUAUAUUUUAAAAGUAAAAAGGCAAUUCACAUGGAGAAAUUACGACAUAUCAGAUCGGGAUAUACGUACGUUAUUCAUCCAAUUAGUAAAUUUCGAUUCAUAUACAAAAUUUAUAUGAUAUUGUAUUAUACGCUUGUGUUAUAUGUAAAUUCGCUAGAUGUCGGCGUUACCUACAAAGAAAUUAAACCCAUACACUUGAUGAUAUCUAGGAUGGCCGACACAUUAUCUAUAAUCGAUAUCAUAAUGACGUUUUUUACCGGUUAUGUAAUAUUUAAAACAAAAACCGUCGAAUUGAGACCGUUGAAAAUUGCUAAAAAAUACAUUUUCGGACCGUUUUUCAUUUUUGACGUAAUGGGUUGUUCUAAAAUGAUCAUCUAUCCGAUAUUCUAUCCAUCCAUCCAACCUUGGGUAUUAACAGUUCUCAAUAUAUUGUUUAUGUGUCGAUCAAUCAGGAUAUGGUCGCUCCUAAAGUUAGUUUAUAGAUUUUUUUUAAUUCUUCACGUCAAAUCGAAGACUACUAUAUAUACUGUAUGUUCUAUUAUAAUGUUUUUUUUCACGAUACAUUUUUCGACUUGCGGUUUAGUCGGUAUAAACGUAAUUAGAAAAUACCAUUUCCAAUCACCACCUUCACAUAAUAAUUCUAAAGAUUUUAAUUUGUACGAAGUUUAUUUCGAUUACAUAUUUAGAAGUUCCGCUUAUAUAUUUGGAAUUACCGUUCCGAAUGAAUAUUUAAAUAAAAUGACUAGGAUUGAGGAUUAUUUGAUAACGAUUUUCAUUUAUAUCCUAGGAAAAAUUUUGAUAAUUUCAACUUGGCUUAUAAUCGCUUUGAGUAUUCUAUCUACCAAAUCGACACAUAUUAAAUUUCAAAAUAUCUUGAAAGAAGUUGAGGAGUUUAUGAUUAGAAAAAAACUACCGCCCAAUUUGAGAACAAGUAUCAUCAACUAUUACAACUUCAAAUAUCAAGGUAGUUUCUUAAAAGAGGACUUGAUACAAUUCAUAUUACCGGAUAAUUUACGGAAAGACAUAAAUCUAGGAAUAUGUAAAUAUUUGAUCAAUAACGUUUCGAUUUUUGAGCACUUAAAGUACGAAGAAGUUAUCGAAAUAGUUGAAGUGCUAAUUCCAGAAAUAUUUCUACCAAACGAUUGUAUUAUUCAAUCCGGUACUAUUGGAGAAAGUAUGUAUUUCAUAGCUAGUGGAACUGUUGCUGUUUAUACGCAUUCUGGAGAAGAAAUAUGUCACUUACAAGAUGGCGAUUAUUUCGGAGAAAUUUCCCUCCUUAUGAAAAAUCAAGACCGACCCGCUGAUAUAUAUGCCAUUGAAACUUCGCAUAUAUAUAAAUUGAAUAAAACCGAUUUCCACAAGAUUUUUUCCAAACAUAAAAAGGUUUUUAAGAAGAUAAUGCGAAUCGCUGAAAAUCGAUUGAAGCAUAUCUUGCGCGUGGAGAAACUAUACAAAAAAACCCUCUUCGAAAAGGACCACGUCGAAUCGUUGGCAAGAUUUUGAAUUUUUCUUAUUACAUUUAAUAGUUCGAAUUGUUAUUUUUACUUUUGCUAAAUAAAAAUUGUUCCUCAAAUAUAA